ACCUUUGGUAUAAAUAGUAUUUUUAUUUUUCAGAAUAUCAUAAGUCGAUAGUAAUUGAUCAAGUCAACAAAGAACCUGCCAUCAAUAUGAAUACAAUUACAUUCACUGCCUUCUUCGCGUGUCUGGCUGCAGCCAAUGCAGGAUAUUACAGUCCUUCUGCGGAAAUCAUCCAAGGACCCAGCAGCAAAACCACCUUGAUUGGUCCAGAAGGCAGCAUAAUCUCCGCCUAUGCUCCAGGUGGAAAAAUUUUGCACGAAGAACAUCCUGGAUAUGUCGCUGAGACUGCUCCAGUUCAGGCCUAUGCGGCACAUUCGCCAGUUGUCUCCUACGCAAGUCAUGUUCCAGUUGCUACCUAUGCUGCACAUUCUCCUGUUCUUGCCUCUGCGCCCCUUUCUCUAGCUUACUCAGCGCCUCUGGCUCUUGGUCAUGAAACUCAUCUGAGCAAGUACGGCAGUCAGAUUUCUCAUGGAGGUUAUGCGGCCCCUGUGUCUUCGUAUGCUGCAUAUGCUCCCGUUGUGUCAUCUGAUUAUGGUUAUUAUGGUGGAGAGCAUGGAAUUUACGGUGGAGAACAUGGAGUUUACGGUGGAGAGCACGGACUGUAUCUUUAAACGCUUGUAGCAUUAAGUAUAUUCUAAUGAACAUUUGCUGUUUUAUUCUAAUGUUAAGCUAUUUGUUAAUAAAGUUAUGACUUUCUUUUCUGAGA
Messenger RNA from Dendroctonus ponderosae (mountain pine beetle), 703 nucleotides. RefSeq names its product larval cuticle protein F1. The record is from RefSeq and is a predicted model, not a curated record. NCBI's taxonomy places the organism in Eukaryota, Metazoa, Arthropoda, Insecta, Coleoptera, Curculionidae. The transcript has 2 exons. The coding region runs from base 87 to 608 and encodes 173 amino acids.